UAGAGGUUGAACUGAACAAAACAAAGUAGAAAAAACAAUAAAACGAAACAAACAAAAAACAAACAAAUAACAAAUAGAAAACACACACAUAAACUGUAGGGUUUUCAUAAAAAACAACGCAAAUGGGAUUCGGUGCAAAUAAAGUGGUUUCAUACUUCCACGACCAAGAUGUUGGAAAUUUUCAUUACGGACCACUUCAUCCAAUGAAGCCACAGAGAUUAUCAGUAACUCACAGCUUGGUCCUCCACUAUGGGAUGUACAAGAAAAUGCAAGUUUACCGGCCGUACAGAGCAUCAGCUCAUGACAUGUGCAGAUUUCACUCAGAAGACUACAUUGAAUUCCUCCAACGGGUCUCUCCACAAAAUAUUCAAGCAUUCAGUAAAUGUUUAGGCCAGUUCAAUGUUGGUGAUGAUUGUCCUGUGUUUGAUGGUCUCUUUGACUUUUGUUCAAUGUACACUGGUGCCUCUCUGGAAGGUGCUACCAAACUAAAUCAUGGAAGCACAGACAUUGCAAUCAACUGGUCUGGAGGGCUUCAUCAUGCCAAGAAAUUUGAAGCAUCUGGGUUUUGUUAUGUAAAUGAUAUAGUAAUUGCUAUAUUGGAACUCUUAAAAUACCACCCUCGCGUCUUGUAUAUUGACAUCGACAUUCAUCAUGGCGACGGCGUUCAAGAAGCCUUUUACCUCACAGAUAGAGUGAUGACUGUUUCCUUCCACAAAUAUGGAAACUAUUUCUUUCCGGGAACAGGGGACAUGUAUGAAAUCGGAGCUGAAUGUGGUCGUUACUAUUCCGUGAAUAUCCCCUUAAAAGAAGGAAUUGAUGAUCAAAGCUAUUUGCAAGUAUUUAAGCCAGUCAUUCAGUAUGUGAUGGAGUUUUAUCAACCGACUGCCAUUGUUCUUCAAUGUGGUGCGGAUUCUUUAGCCAAUGAUCGGCUAGGGUGCUUCAACCUCAGCACAAAAGGACACGGGGAGUGCGUCAAAUUUGUAAAAGAUUUCAAUGUUCCACUAUUGGUACUGGGAGGCGGAGGAUAUACAUUAAGGAAUGUUGCUCGAUGUUGGACGUAUGAAACUUCAUUACUGGUAGACGAAGCUAUAAGCAACGAGUUACCUUAUAAUGAAUAUUUUGAGUACUUUGCUCCGGAUUUUUCUCUGCAUCCCGAUGUUGUUACUCGUCAAGAGAAUGCUAAUAGUAAGCAAUACUUGGAAACCAUAACGAAGACUAUCCAUGAAAAUUUACGGAUGAUUGAACAUGCACCUAGUGUUAUGAUGCAAGACGUUCCUCCGGACCUGUUAAACUUUGAGGAAACAGAGGAACUAGAUCCUGAUACUCGCCUGCAUCAAGAAGAAGAAGAUAAAAGAAUCGAACCAGAUAAUGAAUAUUAUGAUGGAGAAAAGGAUCAAGAUAAAGACAGUGCCACGGCAGAUUCCUGAACUCUCAUUCCCAGUUACCCCUCUCAUUCGUAAUAAAGGCUGCGAUCAAUUAU
Molecule: messenger RNA, 1480 nt
Organism: Daphnia carinata
Lineage: Eukaryota; Metazoa; Arthropoda; Branchiopoda; Diplostraca; Daphniidae
Gene: HDAC3
Product: histone deacetylase 3-like
Exons: 11
Coding region: 123-1427 (434 amino acids)
Molecular function (GO): histone deacetylase activity
Source: RefSeq, a predicted model, not a curated record